This is a messenger RNA of Hippopotamus amphibius kiboko, 2128 nucleotides long. RefSeq names its product pleiotropic regulator 1 (gene PLRG1). The record is from RefSeq and is a predicted model, not a curated record. Gene Ontology annotation, cellular component: Prp19 complex; catalytic step 2 spliceosome; precatalytic spliceosome. The coding region runs from base 295 to 1707 and encodes 470 amino acids. The transcript is spliced from 16 exons. Gene Ontology annotation, biological process: mRNA splicing, via spliceosome. NCBI's taxonomy places the organism in Eukaryota, Metazoa, Chordata, Mammalia, Artiodactyla, Hippopotamidae. Gene Ontology annotation, molecular function: protein binding.
CCGGAAGGGGCUGAGUGGCGGUAGCGGCGGCGGUUUCUGUCUUGUUGAUUAGUGUUUCUUUCCUGCUGGAGCGACUGGAUAGAGGGAGGCGUCAUGGUCGAGGAGGUACAGAAACAUUCUGUGCACACACUUGUGUUCAGGUCAUUGAAGAGAACUCAUGACAUGUUUGUGGCUGAUAAUGGAAAACCUGUGCCUUUGGAUGAAGAGAGCUUCCUGCUGCUCUCAGAGCCUUGCUGAGCUGAAAUUGUACCUGGCCAGUACCUCUACUCCCAUCUUUUCUCUCACAAACGAAAAAUGGCAAUCAAGCUGCGUAAUGAGUAUGGUCCUGUGUUGCAUAUGCCUACUUCAAAAGAAAACCUUAAAGAGAAAGGCCCUCAGAAUGCAACAGAUUCAUAUGGACACAAACAGUAUCCUGCCAAUCAAGGACAAGAAGUUGAGUAUUUGGUGACAGGUACACAUCCGUAUCCACCAGGACCCGGGGUUGCUUUGACAGCAGACACUAAGAUCCAAAGAAUGCCAAGUGAAUCCGCUGCACAGUCCUUAGCUGUGGCAUUACCUACUUCUCAAGCCAGGGUCGAUGCAAAUCGUACUGCACCUGCUGGAGGUGAAUACCGACACCCUGGGGCUUCUGACCGGUCACAGCCUGCAGGGGCGGUUGUUAUGGACGGUGGCAAUGCCAAGAACUCCGCACUGAUGGCUAAAAAAGCCCCGACAAUGCCAAAGCCCCAGUGGCACCCACCGUGGAAACUCUACAGAGUGAUCAGUGGGCAUCUUGGCUGGGUUCGAUGUAUUGCUGUGGAACCUGGAAAUCAGUGGUUUGUUACUGGAUCUGCUGACAGAACUAUAAAGAUAUGGGACUUGGCUAGUGGCAAGUUAAAGCUGUCGUUAACCGGGCACAUCAGCACGGUGCGUGGUGUGAUAGUGAGCACGAGGAGCCCAUACCUGUUCUCCUGUGGGGAAGACAAGCAAGUCAAGUGCUGGGAUCUGGAGUAUAAUAAGGUUAUAAGGCACUAUCAUGGACAUCUGAGUGCGGUGUAUGGUUUGGAUUUGCACCCAACAAUUGAUGUGCUGGUGACCUGUAGCCGAGACUCAACUGCACGGAUUUGGGAUGUGAGAACGAAAGCCAGUGUACACACGUUAUCUGGACAUACUAACGCGGUGGCUACAGUGAGGUGUCAAGCUGCAGAACCACAAAUUAUUACUGGAAGCCAUGACACUACAAUACGAUUAUGGGAUUUGGUGGCUGGAAAAACAAGAGUCACAUUAACAAAUCACAAAAAAUCAGUCAGGGCUGUGGUUUUACAUCCAAGACAUUACACAUUUGCGUCUGGUUCUCCAGAUAACAUAAAACAGUGGAAGUUCCCUGAUGGAAGUUUCAUUCAAAAUCUUUCUGGUCACAAUGCUAUUAUUAACACAUUGACAGUAAAUUCGGAUGGAGUGCUUGUAUCUGGAGCUGACAAUGGCACUAUGCAUCUUUGGGACUGGAGAACUGGCUACAAUUUCCAGCGAGUUCAUGCAGCAGUGCAGCCUGGGUCUUUGGACAGUGAGUCAGGAAUAUUUGCUUGUGCUUUUGAUCAGUCUGAAAGUCGGUUACUAACAGCUGAAGCUGAUAAAACCAUUAAAGUGUACAGAGAAGAUGAUACAGCGACAGAAGAAACUCAUCCAGUCAGCUGGAAGCCAGAAAUUAUCAAGAGGAAGAGAUUUUAAUGUGGCACUGUCUUCAUGGUGGUUCCGGUUUUGUUUGUUUUUUGUUUCUUUUUUUAGCUUGGCGUUGAUGAGAAUAUCCAGUCGUUUGUGCUGUGGCUAGGAAUAUAAAGCAAAAACUCACAUGCUUGAAUCAUGGCUUUUUCAUAUUUUACAAUGAACUGUCCUCUCCCCAUGUUUUUAUUUCUAAAAUAAACAGUUUGAGAUCCUAGGAAGUAAGAUGCAGAUAUCAAGCACAUGUGGGUUUGUUGAACAUCCUAAAGAUAGAAUGAUUUGUCACUUUUAUUAAAACACACCUUUUUUUUUUCAAACAUACAAAACUGCUUACUGUAGUAGGACAUGUUUUGAGGCGAGCAGUCUUUUUUAAUCCUUUGAAAACUGAUAUCUGUGAUUGAUACUUUGGGAUUAAAGGAUUUGAAGUCUU